Messenger RNA from Camellia sinensis, 756 nucleotides. Its product is annotated as ethylene-responsive transcription factor ERF022. Lineage: Eukaryota; Viridiplantae; Streptophyta; Magnoliopsida; Ericales; Theaceae. Gene Ontology annotation, biological process: regulation of DNA-templated transcription. The record is from RefSeq and is a predicted model, not a curated record. Gene Ontology annotation, molecular function: DNA binding; DNA-binding transcription factor activity.
CUAGUUUUACAAGACACACAUCUAUUUAUAGAUUGACUCUAUAUCAUCUUUCACCCUCCUCCUCACCUUAAACUUUCAAAGUAAAACACCCUACCUUAAAAACCCAGAAGAAAAUGGAAGAAGAUCAGGCUAGCAAGCAUUCCACUCGACCAUACCGAGGAGUUCGGCAGCGAAAAUGGGGGAAAUGGGUAUCCGAAAUGCGCGAACCAGGCAAGAAAACCCGAAUAUGGUUAGGAAGUUAUGAAUCACCUGAAAUGGCAGCAGCAGCCUAUGAUGUGGCUGCAUUGCAUUUCAAGGGACACGUGGCGCGUCUCAAUUUCCCCGACUUGAUUGAUAGUCUUCCAAAGCCCGCGAGCUCCAAUGCUGAGGAUGUACAGGUGGCGGCUCAGGAGGCUGCCAAGCUGUUUAAAAGACCUGUUGAUCAGAUGAGUGGUGGCAGUAACUUGGUUCCGAUUAGGGUUGGGCUGUCGCCGAGUCAGAUUCAGGCUAUAAAUGAGUCACCAUUGGACUCACCUAAGAUGUGGAUGGAACUGGCUGGGGCUCUAUUAUUAGCAGAACCUAUGGUUUUGAGUCAUGAUAUUGAUGAGUUGAGUGAGUGGGAUGAAAUUAAGCUUGAUUCUAUUUGGGAUUUCUAGGCUAAAUAUGUAUAGGAUAAUAGCAAUAAAUAUAGUCAACAAACAAUAGACCAUUCUUAUGCAUUUAAUUCUCCCAAAUAAAAGGUACGCUUUAUAUUAUAUAAAAAAUUUUGGAGUGAUA